Molecule: messenger RNA, 2004 nt
Organism: Nyctereutes procyonoides (raccoon dog)
Lineage: Eukaryota; Metazoa; Chordata; Mammalia; Carnivora; Canidae
Gene: LHX1
Product: LIM homeobox 1
Exons: 5
Coding region: 696-1916 (406 amino acids)
Biological process (GO): neuron differentiation; regulation of transcription by RNA polymerase II
Cellular component (GO): nucleus
Molecular function (GO): DNA-binding transcription factor activity, RNA polymerase II-specific; RNA polymerase II transcription regulatory region sequence-specific DNA binding
Source: RefSeq, a predicted model, not a curated record
CCCAGGCCCACCGCGGGAGGCCGGCGCGUCCGGACCCGCUGCGCGAUGCCGGCCGCUUAGGAUCCAAAGCUUCAACACUCGUUUUAUUCUUUUCUUCUAAAAAAAAAACAAACAAAAACAAAACAAAACAAAACAAAACAAAGAGGAGGGGAAAUUCUGGUCGGUGGCAGGCAGCCCGGCACACACACCCGCCCUCAUACCCUGGCAAAAGCAGAUGCACUUUGACUUCUGACAGCUCUACCUCAAGCCCAAGAGAACUCCACGGCGCUUUCCCUGCAACCCGAGCUCGCCGCGUCCUGCUCUUCUUUCUCUGGCUCCUUUUUAUUUAUUUCUGUCCCGUCGCUGCUCUCGGUGACCUUCACUCCUCCUAGGGCUCUGGGCCGAACAGAGCUCUGGGUCGCUUUCUCUCCCGCCUGAGACUCUUGCUGGUCCCAGGAGCUGCAGCCGCGCUGCUGUGCCCCGGUGCCCUGGGACUCCCAGGCUGCACACUCCACCGAGGUGCCCACCGCUCCCCAUCAGCCUCAUUUCCAGCCCCUUUUGAUUUCUUGGUGCGGGUUUUGGCUUGCACCCCCAGUGUGUCUCCUCUUUUUGGAGGGGUUGGGGAGCUCUUGCUGACGUCUUCGGGAAUCAUCCCCUAGGCUCUACUUGCUCUUCUCUCUCCCGGCCUCAGGCCUCACCCGACCGAACCAAAGACCAUGGUGCACUGUGCUGGCUGCAAAAGGCCCAUCCUGGACCGCUUCCUCUUGAACGUGCUGGACAGGGCCUGGCAUGUCAAGUGCGUCCAGUGCUGUGAAUGUAAAUGCAACCUGACCGAGAAGUGCUUCUCCCGGGAAGGCAAGCUCUACUGCAAGAACGACUUUUUCCGAUGUUUCGGUACAAAAUGCGCGGGCUGCGCACAGGGCAUCUCCCCUAGUGACCUGGUGCGGAGAGCACGGAGCAAAGUGUUUCACCUAAACUGCUUCACCUGCAUGAUGUGUAACAAGCAGCUCUCUACUGGCGAGGAGCUCUAUAUCAUCGAUGAGAACAAGUUUGUCUGCAAAGAGGAUUACCUAAGCAACAGCAGUGUCGCCAAAGAGAACAGCCUCCACUCGGCCACCACGGGCAGUGACCCCAGUUUGUCUCCGGACUCCCAAGACCCAUCGCAGGAUGAUGCCAAGGACUCAGAGAGCGCCAAUGUAUCAGACAAGGAAGGGGGCAGCAACGAAAAUGACGACCAGAACUUGGGUGCCAAGCGGCGGGGGCCACGUACCACCAUCAAGGCAAAGCAGCUGGAAACUCUGAAGGCGGCCUUCGCUGCUACUCCCAAGCCCACACGCCAUAUCCGAGAGCAGCUUGCUCAGGAGACUGGCCUCAACAUGCGUGUCAUCCAGGUCUGGUUCCAGAACAGACGCUCCAAGGAACGGAGGAUGAAGCAGCUAAGCGCGCUGGGCGCCCGGCGCCACGCCUUCUUCCGCAGCCCGCGCCGGAUGCGGCCGCUGGUGGACCGCCUGGAGCCCGGCGAGCUCAUCCCCAACGGGCCCUUCUCCUUCUACGGAGAUUACCAGAGCGAGUACUACGGGCCGGGGGGCAACUACGACUUCUUCCCGCAAGGCCCCCCGUCCUCGCAGGCGCAGACGCCCGUGGACCUGCCCUUCGUGCCGUCGUCCGGCCCCUCCGGGACGCCCCUGGGCGGCCUGGAGCACCCGCUGCCCGGCCACCACCCGUCGAGCGAGGCGCAGCGGUUCACUGACAUCCUGGCGCAUCCCCCCGGGGACUCGCCCAGCCCUGAGCCCAGCCUGCCCGGGCCUCUGCACUCCAUGUCGGCCGAGGUCUUCGGGCCCAGCCCGCCGUUCUCUUCGCUCUCGGUCAACGGCGGCGCGAGCUACGGGAACCACCUGUCUCACCCCCCCGAAAUGAACGAGGCGGCCGUGUGGUAGCGGGAUCUCGCAGGGUCCGCGGAGUUCGUGCUUGUACAGAAACGAACCUUUAUUUAAGAAAAAUAGAAAAAAGAAGAAAAAAAACAUU